Messenger RNA from Sinocyclocheilus rhinocerous, 2848 nucleotides. RefSeq lists its product as uncharacterized. The record is from RefSeq and is a predicted model, not a curated record. The coding region runs from base 685 to 2163 and encodes 492 amino acids. The transcript has 2 exons. Lineage: Eukaryota; Metazoa; Chordata; Actinopteri; Cypriniformes; Cyprinidae.
GGAAUGUUUUUUGUUUUUGUCUUAUUUUCGCUGACCACUAAAAGGCUUCUAAUGCUGUUUAAUGCUGUUUAUCAUGACCUUUGGACACCAUUUUAUAUGCCAGUGAAACAAUUAUGGAAUGUAUUGGAUGCACAACCUUGUUUGUUUCUCAUGCAAAUAAAUCUACUGAAUGCAGUCUUUGGAUCAAUGAUCAUUAUCAGCAAGCGCGUCUGACAAGUUCGUUUUCCUCUACUCAGCCUCUCGGCGGCGAAAUUGAUGGUUUUCAAGAUAGUCGCCUACAUUUGUCAGCAAAAUCUACUCUAUGUCCACGACAAAAGGGAUCAUCGGCCAUUGAGACUACACAUGCAGUCCCGGCUUGAUUAUCUGGAGAGCGGCAGCAGCACGAUAGCAUCGCACACAAACAGUGGUAUGUAACCUGUGUUUUGUACUGUGUUAUGAUUUGUCUGAACGCAGUUUGUAGGGGUUACUGCUACUUUUUGAAGUUUGGUGAUGCUGUUGUUUAUAGUGAGAGUUGAUUGCCUCUGAUCGGGUUUGUGUUCGCUGUGUUUGGAGUGGACGAUUGGUGUGUGUGGUUGGAUUCAGCGCGUUGGUUAUUAUAUCGUGCCUACAUGUGAAUGCUCUGGCUAUUGAUGUUGUUGGUUUUACGUUGGAUUCAUACUGCGCUGGUUAUUUGCAUCUGUCUGUAUGCACAAAAUGAGUGGAUCAAGGGCUGGCUCAACUUCACCUAAAAUAGAGAAAAGAAAAAUCACUCUGACUGCAAAGGCUUUGGCGAGCAAGAUUGAGUCAAUUCAGAAACAGCGUAAAGAGGAAGUAAACAAAUUAAAGAGCCAGAUAUUGUCUCUCAAAGAGCUCAUGAGGGAUGAUCAAAAUGUUUCACAAGUUAAAGCACAGUUUGGUGUUCUGCUGCAAUUGUCUGAAAAUGCCACUGCAUUGCACAAAUCUCUGAUGCCUUUAAUUCCAUCUGAUGAACAAGAAAGACAAAAUGCAUGGUUGGCAAAUGUCACCGAAUACAAUCAAGGAUUUAUUAAUGAUACCAAAGUGUGGAUUUCAGAAGUCAACAGGCCUCGUUCACAGCUAACUCAUGACGUUGAGUGUCACCAGGAUGUUUUGUCAAGGGAAGAAAGUGGGAUUCAUGAGGAUGUAAAAAGGGUACAACGGCAACCAUCUUCUCAACAUGAUGUUCAGGAUGACAUAUUGCCAUGUGACAGUAUAUCAAACCUAAGCAGUAGAAAACAAGGUUCAAAAUCAAACAUUUCCACUACUUCAUAUGCACGUCUUAAAGCAGAGGCUGAAAUAGCUGCUCUGCUUGCCCGUCAAAGUUUGCUAAAGGAAAAACAUUCCCUUGAGGCGCAGGAAGAGAAAUUAAGACAACAAAAAGAACAACUUCAGCUUAAGGCCAAUAUAGCCGCAUCAAUGGCAAAAGUAAAUGUUUUAAAGACCUCUGGAUCUGGUGCGCAGAGUGCUGCUUCUUAUCGAUCUGAUGGCAUGGAGUCAUAUUUUAAGAAAAAAGGAAAAACAGUUGAAGCUCUUAACCUUGAUGCAGAGACUUUUGUUCCACAAAACCUUGGAAAGGAUGAAAAGGGAAAACCAGCAACUGGAAAUGUUGAUUUACACUUUGGAAGGCCAAAACAGAAAAAGGCAGACGAUGACAUUCAUCUCCAGCAGAUGCCCUCGGAGAUCAUGAGACAGAGCACAGUUCCAAAUACUACUGCGCCUUCAGUGUCUCAUCGUAGAGAUGUCCAUACACUCUUUUCCACGAACAUUAACAGUGACCAGAACCCCAUGUUGUCUAUAAUGGAAAAACAGAAUGAGAUAACAUUAAUGCUGGUGCAUCAGCAAUGUCUUGCAUCACUGCCUAAGAGAGAUAUCCAAAUAUUUGAUGGCGACCCUCUACAGUACCAUGCUUUCCUGCGGUCCUUUGAACAGGUAAUUGAGGGAAAGACUGAUAAUGCUGAAGAUAGCCUGCAUUUUUUGGAACAGUACACCGGGGGGCAACCACAACAACUUGUCAGGAGCUGUCAACAUGUGACUGAUGGCUCAGGAUAUGCAAAGGCAAAGACUUUACUGCAUGAACAUUUUGGAAACAAACAUAUGAUUGCAUCUGCCUAUUUGAAUAAGGUCUCUUCAUGGCCAACAAUUAAGUCAGAAGAUGGAAAGACUUAACAUGCAUACAGUCUGUUCUUGCGUGGAUGUUGCAAUGCCAUGGAUGAGGUUCAUAGUCUGUGUGAAUUGAAUACACCUGUCAAAAUGAUUGCUGUGAUUAAAAGAUUACCCUACAAACUGAGAGACAAGUGGCGAACAGUGUCAUGUGACAUCCAGGAAAGGCAUCACCGGAGAGCUAUGUUUGUUGAUAUUGUGACUUUUAUGGAGCGCCAAGUGAAAAUCAUGACAGAUCCUGUGUUUGGAAACCUACAGGAUGCACCAACGUCGGUGGCAAUUAAAGAAGGCAACAGGGCAAAAUCACCUCGCUCAAGGGCUAAAGGAAGUAGCUUUGCCACUGCUGAAAAGACACUGACGGAACACAAGGUUAAAGAUGGAAAUUUACCUGAAAAGACUUGCCUGUACUGCAAAGGUGGACACAUGCUGGAGUUUUGUACUCUGUUGGAGAAGAGAGCUCAACGUGAGAAGAGUGAUUUUCUAAAAAAGACUUUUGCCAAAACAAAAGGCGUUUGUUUUGGCUGUCUGUGUACUGGUCACAUCAGUAAGGAGUGUAGAAAACGUCUCUCUUGCAAAACUUGUGGUUUAAGGCACACUAGUAUGCUUCACAUCCACCACAAGGAUAAGGGAGCAGAUGUAGAGAAAAGUAAGAGCAACUCAGAGAAUGCAGUGAGCAUGGAUAGAUUGGAUG